This is a messenger RNA of Osmerus eperlanus (European smelt), 1587 nucleotides long. Its product is annotated as lysophosphatidic acid receptor 6. Bases 120 to 1082 code for a protein of 320 amino acids. Gene Ontology annotation, biological process: G protein-coupled receptor signaling pathway. The record is from RefSeq and is a predicted model, not a curated record. Lineage: Eukaryota; Metazoa; Chordata; Actinopteri; Osmeriformes; Osmeridae. Gene Ontology annotation, molecular function: oxysterol binding; G protein-coupled receptor activity. Gene Ontology annotation, cellular component: membrane. The transcript has 2 exons.
GUGAAGAGGUAGUUCUAUCUUGUAGUACUUUCGAUAACAUUGGACUUUUUCAGUCAAACCUCAGGGGGGAUCAACCACAGAGGAGACGUGCCCUUCUAAGUCAUCUGGAUCAUCCUAAAAUGAUGAUAACAAUUACUAAUGCCACCAACUGCAGUGCUCCGUCAUCAGAGUACCAGGCCCACCUCUACCCAGCGGUGUACAGUCUGGUGGUGGCUCUGGGCCUGCCAGGAAACCUGGGGGCCCUCUAUGUGUUCAUCUUCAAGAUCACCCCUCGAACCUCCACCAACUUGUACAUCAUCAAUCUGGCUCUGGCCGACACCGCCAUCCUUUGCACCCUGCCGUUCCGCAUCCACUACCACCUGCACCAGAACAACUGGGAGUUUGGAGACAUGGCCUGUCGCGUCACGGGGAUAUUGUUUCACGCCAACAUAUACAUCAGCAUCUUCUUCAUAUCCUGCAUCUGUGUGGACCGCUACAUAGCCACAGUCCACCCUCACUCCUACCUGAGGAUGCGAGACUCCUGCUGUGCAGUUGUCGUGAGCGUGGUCACCUGGGUGCUGUCUGGAGUUGCCGUACUGGCCUUCAUCUUUUAUGGUCCACUGGACAGCAAGUUUGGCCACGCUGGCCAGCGUAGCUGCUUUGAGAACUUCACGGAGCAUGAGUGGGGCAGGAGAGUGGGCCCCUUCAGCAUCGCCUGCCUGGUCUGUGGCUCCCUGCUGCCCUCCGUGGUCAUCCUGGUGUGCUACCCUCUGGUGGUGCGGCGCAUCUCCCUGAUCCGGAGUCACACGGCUCGGAAGGCCCAGAGGAUCAUCUAUACCAUCCUGGCCAUCACCCUGCUCUGCUUCCUGCCCUAUCACGUGGUCCACUUCCUGCACCUGCUGCACCGCCUGGGGGUCAUCCAGCACUGCUCCAGCGGCAACGUCAUCUACCAUGCACGGCGGGUGUCCAUGGCCCUGGUAAGCCUCAAUCCCUGUCUGGAUCCUCUGCUCUACUAUGUCACCACCAGCCACUGCAAAUGGAGACCAAAGAUGAGGGUGAUGUGGACCAGGAACAGGGAUUUCUACAAUGUCAAUAUAAGCUAGAGGGAAAGUACAGGGUCUGUACAUUUAGAGUGGGAGGGUAGAAGAGAGUGGGGUGAGUCUAGUCUGUCAAUUCUUGACUAGUCUUAACCUCUGUACUAACCUCAUACUUUAGGAAUGCCUUUUAUGCAUAUGAAUGGGAAAAUAUACUUGUACUUGAAAUAUACAAUAUUUUGUACUAUUUGUAUUUUUAUAUCGUAUAUAUGGCUAUUUUAUAUUUUUAUUCUAAAUAUUUACAUACUUUAGCCCCUUAGUAUUAGUUAGACUUUGUACUUUUAGUAGAGUUAGAUCACAUAUUGAAGAUUUAAGAUUCCUAUAUGUUGAAUGUAUGCACCUUCCUGCCAAAGUAAAUUCCUUGUCUGUGCAAACGUUCAUGGCAAUUAAAACCCUUUCUGAUUCUGAUACUGCAGCUAUUUUGAACAAUUCUGCUUGUACCAUGUCUUUUGUGUUUGCAUUUUUAUAUAAAUACAAACACAAUGUCAAUAAAGUGAGAUGGGAAUAAAAUACA